Molecule: messenger RNA, 1173 nt
Organism: Priapulus caudatus
Lineage: Eukaryota; Metazoa; Priapulida; Priapulimorpha; Priapulimorphida; Priapulidae
Exons: 4
Coding region: 1-1173 (390 amino acids)
Biological process (GO): DNA integration
Molecular function (GO): nucleic acid binding
Source: RefSeq, a predicted model, not a curated record
AUGCCAAAUCCUGCCGACAGCCAGGACAUUCCCAUAGAUGUCGCGGUAGAUUUCAUCGGCACAGAGAUUGAAGGCUCACUGGACAUUGAUCUCAUGUUCUUUGGCCAUAGCAAGAGAGAGGAACUUCAGAAGGAAACUUCUGCUGACCCCGUCCUACGUGGCCCUAUGGCAACAAGUGACAAAUGGGAAGCAGGUUGUAAUUCCCCCAACACUACAAAAAGACAUCCUAGGACAGCUCCACAUAGACACAUGGGCAUUGAGCGAACGCGCAGACUAGCCCGUGAAACAGUUUUCUGGCCAGGAAUUAACAAUGAUAUCGAGCAUAUCACAAAGGACUGCCCUGCGUGCCAGGAACUGCAAACAAGACAGCAAAAGGAGCCUCUCCAGCCACAUGAUGUUCCAACAGCUCCCUGGACCAAGCUGGCAACAGACCUGUUCACCUUGAACAGACAGGACUAUCUCCUCAUCACAGACUACCAUUCAAAGUACCCGGUACUUUACAAACUGAAAGACACUUCAAGUGCAGCAGUAGCAGGAGUGAUGAGUGGAGUCUUUAGCCUGUUGGGUCCACCUGCAGAAAUCGUAUCAGACAACGGCCCCCAGUUCUCCGGACGACCAUUCCAGGAAAUGUGCAAGAAAUGGUCAAUCACCCACGUGACCUCAUCACCACAUUAUCCUAGGUCCAAUGGACUGGCAGAGCGCAUGGUACGGACUGUCAAGUCAAUGCUCAAGAAGUGCAGCAUGACUGGUCAAGACGCACAGAUUGCAAUGCUCCACCUCCGAGCGACACCAGUUGACUCGCACAUGAAGUCUCCAGCUGAACUUCUAUUAGGAAGGCCCAUCAGGACCAGUCUUCCUGGCCACCAUCUUGCAGACAAUGCAUCCGACACGGAGCAUCUCCUGCAGAGGCAAAAUAGAAUGAAGGAAACACAUGACAGACAUGCUGGGACAGAACUCCCACCACUUCACGUUGGACAACAGGUCCGUGUCCUACACCCGCAGGAACACACGUGGAUACCCGCGAAGAUUUCAAGGCAAACUAAGCGGCUAGAGACGGCCAUUAAUGCUCAACAAGUGCCAAAUAUACGACGUGCGACUAGAGAUCAUAGAGAGGAGGAGCUGAGAGAUGCGGAGGCGCCUCAACAGCUGCUAAUAGCUAAUAAAGGCGUGUGA